This is a messenger RNA of Cryptotermes secundus, 3154 nucleotides long. Its product is annotated as zinc finger protein 774. Gene Ontology annotation, molecular function: zinc ion binding. The transcript is spliced from 9 exons. NCBI's taxonomy places the organism in Eukaryota, Metazoa, Arthropoda, Insecta, Blattodea, Kalotermitidae. Gene Ontology annotation, cellular component: nucleus. The coding region runs from base 76 to 2169 and encodes 697 amino acids. The record is from RefSeq and is a predicted model, not a curated record.
AGUUUGAGUCUGUUGUGUUUGCAGUAGUUCAGCCAAUGAAUUACAGGUGAUGCUGGAGUCAAGCUUAAAAAGAAAAUGGCUCCUUCGGAGAAGACCAUUGCAGACUUUUGUCGGCUUUGUGCCGUAGAAGCGAAGAAUGGUGUUGUUAUAUAUAGUACAGAAGGCGUUAAUUUGUGUCUUGAAGAGAAAAUCAUACAGUGUUUACGAAUAGAAGUUUCUAAAGAUGAUAUGUUGCCAAAAAAGGUCUGCAGGCCUUGUCGUGCACGAUUAGAAGACUAUCAUAAAUUUGCUGAAAGAGCCAACCGAGUACAACAUACCUUAGAGCUUCUUAUUCAAAUGAAGAGCACGAAUGUGUCUUCAGGACCACUGGUUACAGAAACAAAGAAUGAAGACGGAUUUCAUGUAAAAAAUGACCCUGAUGAUGUUGAAAUUAAGGAUGAAUUAAUGGAGCUUCCUUUAGAUGUCACUCUAGAAUCGGAUGGUGAUAAUCAUGUUGAUCCUAAAGUCAAUAGUACUGAUGAUGAUCAGAGUAUACCUGAGUUACCUCGAUUACCACCUUUAAGAGAAUCAAAGCGUGGUAGUAUCAAUGAUCGUCUUGUGCAUCAUAUGAGGAGGAGAAAAAUGCUGCAGCCGAAGAAAACUUCACAUCAGCAGCCAGUAGUAGCAAGACGCAGAGGACGUUCCCGCCGAAAUAUACGUCCUCCUCCAAGUUCUGAUGAGGAAAGUGAAGAUGAAGAAAAACAAGACAAGCUAGAAGAUGGUGAUGAGGAUGCUGAAGAAUUAGAAAAAAUUGACCCGGAUGACAUUGAUGAACUCAAUGUCUUUAAAGGUCUCAGGGAUGAAGAGGAGGAAGAAGAAGAUGAUGAAAUUGAUGAUGAAGCAGAUAAAAAUGCAAAAGAAGAAUGGAAGACACACUGGGGUAUUAAAUGUAACCAGUGUGAGCAAAUUUUUCCAUUCAAAUCACAGUUUGAUAGGCAUUACCGUAGCUCAUAUGACAAGAAACCUAUAUACACAUGUUCAUACUGCAACAAGACAAUGGAGAAGUAUUCCACUUUCAGGUCUCACUGUUAUCGGCAUGUCACCGAAGGCCGAUACAGAUGUGAGUACUGUCAGAAGGGCUUUAGUUUGCGAAGCAUGCUUCAUGUACACAUCCUAGCCAAACACACAACAGUGAAACCAUUCAUUUGUGAGGAAUGUGGGAAGGGUUUUGUGACCCGGCCUGGACUGAACAUUCAUCUCAAGAAGCACAAGACUGAUGAAAAGCUGGAGUACCCAUGUGGGGAGUGUGGCAAAGUUCUUCAUACACGAGGAGGCCUCACAGCACAUCAAAAUGUACAUAAACUGGGUCGCAGAUUCAUGUGUGAUGUAUGUGGCAAGACGUUUACACAAAAAGUGAAUAUGCAACAGCAUGUGAAGCAUCAUACAGGUGAACGUCCCUUUGCCUGUGAGAAGUGUGGCAAAUGCUUUGCAGAAAAGUCACAUUUGAACCGUCACUACAGUUUCCACAGUGAGAAACGUCCAUUCCAAUGCACAAUAUGUCUCAAGAUGUACAAAACAGAACGUUGUCUAAAAGUACAUGCUAUGGUACAUGCUGAGGCACGGCCAUAUGUCUGCACAUACUGCAAUAAGGGCUUCCUCAGUACCACAAAACUCAAGCAACAUUACAACAUUCACACAGGUGAACGCCCAUAUGCUUGUAAAUUCUGUGAACGCACUUUUACAAACUAUCCCAACUGGCUCAAACAUACACGGAGAAGGCAUAAAACUGAUCCUCGUGGUGGUGGUGGUGGAAUUGUUGCAUCUCGUGUAGUUACACAUAAUCAGGAAGGAUUAAUACCAUUACAACAGCCAGAGGAAGUUCCACAAGAAGAUGGAAGAGGAAGUGUUAGCUGUCAUACACCACUGUCACAACAAGCUCUACCAACUCAAGCAAUUCCUGUGGCAUGUUUGGCUAACAGUGUAGACCCUAAUGAAAGUUCUGGUGUGAGCUUAAUGGCACCAUAUCCUCAUCAGCCUCAACAACCACAUCCGCCUCACCAAACCCAUCAUCAGUCCAUGCCCUCCGAAUCAAGACUGCAGCCUUCUCUACCUCUUACACAAGUUCAAGUGUAUUCUGAACAUAUGAUGGCCAUUCCUAUGCCCCAUCAUCACCAUAUGCUACCCCUGUGAUGGUGUGAAACAAUGGGAAAUCCAUAAAAUGAACUGUGCACCAAACAUUGCCUAUUAACCUAAGGUUACACACGACAUAAACAUUUGAACUGUAUUAUAAAUGCACCGGAGUUUGUCAGUGUAAAUAAGAAAUGUAUACAAGAGUGAACUUGUUUUGAAGAAUGUACAUUAGUUUUAUGGACCCCACAAAACAGUCACAUUUAUGCAUGAAGGACUGAUAUUUCAUAACUGACUGAAACAGUGACUUUUAAUGCCUGCAGGAACUUGGUAUACCACUAUAUUUAUACGCUGGUAGUGCCAAAACAUACUACAUUUGUUUAAUUUUUACAUUGUUUUUAUACAAUUUUGUAUAAAAUAUGAAUGUGUGUACUGUUAAGUUUUUAUGGCUGCAUGAAAAUUAAGACUGUCACUGACUGAAACAACAGGAUCUCUUCUUAAAGCAAGACUGUAAAUAUUUAUGUGAUACAGUUUAAUGCAUUGUACCAGACUUAAGUACAUUUGCUUCAUGUUAUGUAUUAUUGCUGUAUUAUGACAUUAAUGUCAGUAUGAUUUACUUUUACUUUGAGCAAAUUUGGGAGAAUGCAUGAGUGGAUUCUAAGAAAUGAAAUACAUACUCAGCACAUUUACACACUCUGCUGUCCUUGAGAGAGAGAGAAUGGGUUUGGAGGAACAUCAGCAUCAGUGACUAUAUGUGCUUGUUUUAGGACUGUACAUGAGUUUGUAAUUGGGGCAGCCUGUCCUAACAGCAAUCUUGCCUAGUAUUUUAACCCAUUGGCUUUAUUUUGAUGAAAAUUUUCAUUUGAUGCAACUGUGAGAAUUGGACUGAAUUAGCCAGCAAAAAGUGACCAAUUAAUGUGUACGUAUAUUUAUUCAUGCAAAGUUCUUUUUACCAACAUUCAAAUUAAGUGUUCUUGACCUUUAUUUACUGCUGAUUCAUGUCUUUUAUUUCAUAUGCAAAUAUAUUUUUCCAUCCAGAUGGCAAUGC